UAUGUAUUAUUUAGCAACUCCAACAAGUAUAGAGAAAUACACUUAAAAAAAUAUAUUCUAAGAUCCUAUAAUGGAUAUGUUGAAGAAUAAAAGUCCAAUGUCUGAUAGAGACAUGGUGGGACCAAAGUUUUCAUUAAAGAAAUUAUCAGAGAUGAAAACUUAAUCAUGUGAGCAGAGUUAGAUUCAGAAUAUUGAACCGUCAAGAUUUGAGAAAUUCUAUCAAUCUAUUAAACCUUAAUAGGGAUAAAUGAAGCUUGAAAAUAAAAUACAAUAAAAGAGAGUAUUUGUAGAACCAAAGAAGAAGAAAUCAAAUUUGAUUUAACCAGAAUUAAUGAGUAAGUAGGAUAUAAUAUAUUAAAUGAAAAUGAUGAAACAAAGAAAUAGAAUUCGUUAAGAAUAAAAAUACGAUUUAAUUGACAGUAUGAAAAAGGAAGUUAAAAUGGUAGUUACAAAAGAUGAAAGAAUUUUAAGUAAAUUUUAAUAGUUAGAGCAAAAUAGAAUUGACACAUCUCUAAUAUUAGGUAAUAGAACAGGUAGAAGCUUUGAUAAAACAUUAUACUAAAGAUCAAAUAAUUUUAGAUAAAAAUAUGAAUUGAAUCUGGCUUUGAAUGAUCAUUUAUUAUAAGAUAAGAGAAUUUGGUAUCGUUAAAUUAGAAAAUAGGGUGAUAGCCUUCAUGAGAAUAGAAAUCUAUAUUCAAUUGAUGAAAAAUCAAAUUAUAUGGAUUCAACAUAAGUUGUUGCAGACAUAUAUACUAAUUUCACUACUCAUUAUACUCCAAAAUAGCAAUUCACAGAAAUCAUAAAAGUCAAUUAAAAAAUUAGUUAACCCUUAUACAGUAAGAAGACUUAAGAUAAUUUAAAAUAAAGAUUAUAAGAAGUAAACCCCGAUUCUCCUCUGUUGUCAUUCGAUCACAAAUAAGAAAUUUCAUUGUAGGGAAUUAGCAAAUUUGAUAGAGAAUUUGAAAGCGUAUUAUAGGAAGAUGAUAAUUAAUUGUAUCAUUUAGCUGAGAAUUGCGAUAAUAAAUAAGAUCAAAAAGAGGAUGUUAUAAUUGCUAAUUGGAAUCUAAAGAAAAAAGGCUAAACAUUUUAUCCUAAGUUAAUAAAGUAUGUUAUAUGA
Paramecium sonneborni is the source of this 1117-nucleotide messenger RNA. Lineage: Eukaryota; Ciliophora; Oligohymenophorea; Peniculida; Parameciidae. The record is from the annotation of a GenBank genome assembly.